CUGGUGCUGAGGUUCAGGAAUUGUCAAACUUGGUGCGUUUCCUGUCACUUCAAAGGUCAUGUAAGCAUGGCCCAGCGAGUAGGCACUAGGCAGGUUAAGUAGUAAUUCAAACUGUAGUUAUUACGAAUUGGGUCAUUCUGGAUAGUCUGAUAUACCCGAAGGAUCUAUUGUUUUGACAGGAUGGACGUUUGGCUUUAUUAGUGGAAGCUUAUGAUUUCAGCCAAAGUACAAAGUGGGUUAUCUUGUGAUGGUUUGGAAGUUUGUGGACUGCGUAGCAUCAUCCCAAGGAGAAAGGAAAUAUCAUAAUUUGAGGGGAAGUUGGGAGUUUCUGUAAGCAGAGAAGAACCAGAUGGAGGAGGAGAAACAGAGUCGUCGUCAUCAUCAUUUCGUGCUGGUCCAUGGAGCUUGCCAUGGAGCUUGGUGUUGGUACAAGGUUGUUCCUUUACUGAAACAAGCUGGCUAUAAAGUGACCGCUCUCGACUUGGCCGCUUCUGGGAUCCAUCCAAAGCAGGUUACCGAGCUGGGUUUGGUCUCGGACUACCUCGCGCCGCUGAUGGAGUUGAUGGCUUCCUUAACAGGAGAAGAAGAGAAGGUGAUCUUAGUUGGACAUAGUAUGGGUGGUGUUGGGAUAUCUGUAGCAAUGGAAAAAUUUGCAGAGAAAGUAGCUGUUGCAGUUUAUGUAGCGGCUAUUAUGCCAGCUUCUCACCCCGGUGUCGGCUACUCUUUUCCAAAAGAAGAGUGUCUCAAGCGAAUGGAUUUCAUGGAUAGCCACUUCUCAUUCCACAAUGGUCCUGAAAAUCCUCCGACCAGCAUGCUGUUUGGACCAAAGCUGAUGUCAACUAAAUUGUACCAGCUCUCCCCACCUGAGGAUUUAACACUGGGAAUGAUGCUAAUAAGGCCCUCCCCUCUCUUCAACGAUGAGGAAACAGAAGCUGAAAUAGCCCUGACAAGCGAGAAAUUUGGAUUGGUUCCUCGAGUUUACGUCGUUUGUGAAGCAGACGAAAUUUACAAGCCGGAUCUGCAGAGGUGGAUGAUCGAGAACAACCCAACUGACGAUGUCAAGCCCAUAUCUUCAGCUGAUCACAUGGCUAUGUUCUCAAAACCACAAGAGCUCUGCACUUACCUUUUGGAGCUUGCCAGCAAGUAUGCCUCUUGGCUUUCCCCUCCCAUGGAGCCAACAUAGCUAAUGCUGUGAAUGACAUAUUUGGUCUUCUUAGAUUUUACUAUUGAAGCGGAAUCUCCCUCAAGUGACUCUUCGCUUCCUUGCUCAUCAACCCAAUCCUUCAGUAGUUUGGCACAGGCAGCAUCGUAGUUCCUGCGAGCCUCUUCUACUUCCCGCUCAACUUGCUCUUCAGCUUCCUGAAUCUUUCUGCGAAGCUCGGCUAUCUUCGGCUCGUACGCUGCAGCAAUACUCCUUUCGUGACCGUUAAAGUCGCGGAGCUGGUGGUUAAAUGCAGCCACCAGGGCUGCUCUCUGUCUCUGCUCGUCCCCUGUUUCCGCCAUUUCCUGCUCUGUUUAUUUUGUGCUGUGACCAAGCUGUCUCGAGAAAUGAGAGCUUAUAUACAGGAGAGUAGUGGGAUGCGAGAGGUUUCCUCGCGUGCUGAUGUUUACGGUUCCCAGGGUUUGGCGAAGCAGGGAAUCAAUCAAAUAUCAGUUAAUUAAUCCGUUGCUCUGUGUCUGGUGAAGCGGCGGCAGAGGAGAGCAGAGCUCCUUUUUCUCCUUCCAAAACAAGACGAGAAGUUAUUGGGGAAGAGACUGGCCAAUCUCUAUCAGCAAAGAGAACAUGUUGGUCUUUUAAAUGCUCGUCUUGGGGAGAUAAUGCGGUGCAUAACUCUUUCUGUUAUUAAUUAGGAUUUCCAAUUUCUUUGAGUUAUGAUUGUAGAAAUGAAAAUUUUGAUAGACAGACGAGAUUGAGAUGCAAACAAAUUAGGGCUCGCGAUUUGGUCCGGAUUGUUUGGUUUUAUCCGAAAUCGGAUCGUAUAAUCCGGACUGGGACAGGAUUGGGAUUGGAUAGUAAACAAUCCAAUCUCAUAUUCGGGUUUAGAUUUGAGGUAAAAAACCGGAUAAGAGACCCCCAAUACUUAAAAUCAAGAUCAAAUUGGGAC
Molecule: messenger RNA, 2105 nt
Organism: Linum trigynum
Lineage: Eukaryota; Viridiplantae; Streptophyta; Magnoliopsida; Malpighiales; Linaceae
Source: the annotation of a GenBank genome assembly